AUGGACGGUGAUGCUGAAGAAGAGGAGACAGAGGAGGAGACACCACUUUCAAUCGCUACCAAAGCCCGAAGGAACUCACCAAUAACCUACGCACAGCUGUUGUCUGCCAACAAGCGUGAAUUUGAUUAUGCAGUCGCACUGCUGAUCCGUGAGGCUGACUUGGCCCUUAAUCGUACAGAGGUGUACUCUGUCACCAAUAAGAACCAAACUGCACCUUCGGGUGAUAUCCACGACUACCUCUCCCUCUCCAAGUACUACUGGCCUAACCCCAAGACUGAAAACCAGUUGCCCUACAUUCGCAGGGAUGGUCAUAUCAACCCUGAGAUUGAGACUGUUCGGGACUAUCGUUUGUUACGUACCAUGAUUCGUGAAGUACACAUGAUGGGCAUGGCUUACCAUUUCACAGGCGAUAAGCGCUAUGCAGACAAGUGCGCCAUGCGUCUCAAGGAAUGGUUUUUAGACGAGGCUACUUAUAUGAACCCCAAUAUUAACUAUGGAUCAUUGCAAAAAGGUCAGAAACUUGGAGCUCGUACUGGAGUCCUGGAUAUGUUUACUAUUUUCCGCGUAUUUGACGCAUUACAUUACCUCAAGCAAGAACCCACAUGGCCCAAAGAUUUGAUUCCUAAUUUGCAAGCCUGGUUCACACGCUAUAUCAAAUGGCUGGAAACAUCGGUGUUGGCCAAGCAGGAGCGCCGGGGUAACAACAACCAUGGAACAUACUUUGACGUCCAGAUCAUUGGUAUCUAUCUCUUCCUCGGUCGCGUUGAUGAUGCUCGUGAUGUGGCUGAGUCUGCUCUUACAAACCGCAUUGAUCUCCAAAUCACGGGUAAGGGAGAGCAACCCGAGGAGCUGGAACGCAAGACCUCUUGGUACUACUCUGUCUUUAACCUGCAAGCUAUGAUGACAUUGGCUCGUUGGGGUGAUGAUCUUGGUGUGGAUAUGUGGCAUCAUAAAGGUCCACAGGGCCAAUCUAUCAAGAAAGCGAUUGAUUUCAUGCUUCCCUAUGCACUUAAAGGUGGUGAGGGUUGGCCUGUCCCCAAUAUUAAGGGAUUUCCCAUGGGUGAUUACUUAAAAUGCCUUCAGAUUGCCUGGAAUAUUUAUGGUGAUGAAAAGUAUUUGGAUGCGAUCGCACAACUCGAGCCUCAGAUCCAGAGGGAGAUGGACGCAGGCAAUCUUAAAACCAUCAGCACCUUCUUGUGCGAUAUUAGCACACUCCUUGAGGCCAACAAACGUGGAGGACAAGGUCUGAUCUGGCACUGGUGCUUGACAUAA
Molecule: messenger RNA, 1272 nt
Organism: Lobosporangium transversale
Lineage: Eukaryota; Fungi; Mortierellomycota; Mortierellomycetes; Mortierellales; Mortierellaceae
Product: alginate lyase-domain-containing protein
Exons: 2
Coding region: 1-1272 (423 amino acids)
Cellular component (GO): periplasmic space
Molecular function (GO): lyase activity
Source: RefSeq, a predicted model, not a curated record